AUGACACGUUUCACCAUGACUCUACGAGGCCACUGUACUGCCCGUCACUUCCCAGAACGAGCAAUGAUCCACCUCAUCAUCGAAUCAUCUGGCGACUCCGCAGAAACCGUCUGUCGAGAAGUCACUUCGACCUACCACAGCCUCCGCGAAAUCCUAGAAGCCCUAUGUCUACGAGAAGAAAACGGAACCGUAAAACCCGAAGCCGCAGUAUCAAAUAUCUCCGUCAGCCACGCCCACCUCGCACUCGCAUCCAAGGACCGCAAUGAAAACGAGACAGGAGACGUCAGCGAUAACCCCCGCAUCCACUACGCUACUAUCGCAUUCCACGCCACCUUCUGUGACUUCGUCGAGUUGCACAAAUUCGUCCAGAAGCUGGAUGGGUAUCACAACGCAAGACUGAAUGGUGUUUCUUGGCACCUCACCGAUUCUACGAAUUAUGGGGUCGGGGCGCAGUUGCGGGACGGGGCUUUUCUUGAUGCUGUUAGGAAGGCGAAGGCGUAUUCAGCGGUUAUUGGUUUGGAUGAGGUUGAGGCUGUGAACCUUAAGGAAAUUGAACCUCAGCCUUUGAAUCCUUCGGCGUAUCCGCAGGGGCCUACGUAUCGGCAUUCCAGUGGGGUGGAUUUGAUGCCUCGGGAUGUCGUGUUUAAUUGUGCUGUGGAGGUUUCCUUUGAAGCUGUGCGGCGUCGGGGGUCUAUCUGA
Penicillium verrucosum is the source of this 699-nucleotide messenger RNA. Its product is annotated as SIMPL domain-containing protein. The transcript has a single exon. Lineage: Eukaryota; Fungi; Ascomycota; Eurotiomycetes; Eurotiales; Aspergillaceae. Bases 1 to 699 code for a protein of 232 amino acids. The record is from RefSeq and is a predicted model, not a curated record.